UAUAGAUGUCUCUCAGGAGGAAUGGGAAUGCCUGAACCCUGCGCAGAAGAGCUUGUACAAGGAUGUGAUGUUGGAGAACUAUACCAACUUGGUUUCACUUGGUAAAGAUAUCUGAUGAUUCAGAACCUAAAAAUUUAGGAUACUUUUAACAAUUCAGAAUCUGCUUCUUGGAAUUUCUGCUUUCUCCCCUAUGAAUUUUUGAAAUUGCUUUCAAAUAACUCUAUGACCAUCUCUUUGUGUAGAAAUGAGCACAGCUAGAUGGAGGUGCACUUUCAUUUUCCCUGUUCUUGCAAGUUCUUCUGGUCCUUUUGUUGUUGUUGUUGUUUUCCCUCACUCUCUCCCCUCCUUGUCCUAGAGUGCUCUGGCAUCACAGCUCACAGCAACCUCAAACUCUUGGACUUAAGUGAUUCUCUUGCCUCAGCCUCCCAAACCUUUCUUAUACUGUCUUUCUUGAUGGUUAGGGGCAGAACUGAAAUUCUGCAAUGUUAAACCUUUAACAUUGAUGUGAUGGGGAUGCAAACUAAAAUGUGAAGUGGAAAACUGUGCAGAAUGUGGAAUUUUGUGCUCACACACAACAGAAUAGAAAUCCUUUUUACCUCUCUUCCCCAUUCACUCCAGAGGAAGUCAACCCGGGGCUUAGUUAAGAGAGUGUCACAGGGACAAUACCUGGGAUGUGUGGCAUAGAGUGUUAAGGCCAGUUAUAAGUUAGGUCAUCAACUAUAGUUUUUAUUUUUUAUUUUUUUGAUACAAAGUCUCACUUUGUUGCCCUCGGUAGAGUGCUGUGGUGUCACGGCUCAUAGCAACCUCAAACUUUUGGGCUCAAGCGAUUCUCUUGCCUCAGCCUCCUAAGUAGCUGGGAUUACAGGUGCCCACCACAACACCCAGCUAGUUUUAGAGAUGGAGUCUCCCUGUGGCUCAGGCUGGUCUCAAAAGUUGUGAGCUCAGGUAAUCCACCCACUUCAGUCUCCCAAGUGCUAGGAAUACAGAUGUGAGCCACCGUGCCUGGCCCCAGCUAUAGGUUUUAAAAAGGCAAUGAUGUACUCUCUUCUAAACCAUUUGCAUUUGGAAGUUACAUUCUGAGAACUUUAUACAUUUAGCAUUAAAAAAAUUGGGAAUAAUUGUUUCAAAAGCUGCUUUUUUCUCAUAGCAAAAUAAAAAUAGAGGAAGAUUUUAUAAAUUUAAGUAAUAUUUUAUCCCUUAUUUAUUUUGUUUCUUGUGAUCAUGAACUCAUUUGAACUUGAGUAUUUCAUCCCUUCUCCUUUCUUUCCUGUAUAGCCCUUAUCAAGUACCAUUUUGAGCUAUGACUUAUUUUUAUUUUAAUCAAUUCUGAAUCAUUGUAUUUGGGCACUUUCAUUUUUAUCUCAUCUCACUUUCUUUUCUCAUAACCAGGACUUUCUAUUUCUAAGCCAGCUGUAAUCUCUUCACUGGAGGAAGGGAAGGCACCUUGGAUGGUUGUGAGGGAAGAGACAAGAAGAUGGUGCCCAGGUACAUUGAAAACUUCAGGACCUCAAAAUAAUUUCUUGGGUUAUAUUGAGGUUACAUAGAUAAAAGCAGACUUGACAUCAAGAAAUGAGCUCAAGAAGUUAUCUCCAAAAAGGGAUAUUUAUGAAACAGAAUCAUCCGAAUGGGUUAGUAUGGAACCAUUUAAAAGCCUUAGUCCUGAGAGAGCCAUUUUCAGAGACAUUUGGGGAUGCAGAUGUCAUUUUGAGCAACAACAGGGACAACAGGAGGGUUAUUUCAGGCAAUUUAUGAUCAGUCAUGAAAAUAUGCCCAUUUUUAACCAACAUACCUUACUCACUCAAGAACUUUAUCAUAGAGAGAAAAUCUCCGAAUGUAAAAAUUGUGGGAAAAACCUCAAUUACCAUUUAUUCUUUAAUCAUCAUGAAAGAACUGAUUCUAAAGAACUUCCUGAAUGUAAAGAAUGCACAGAAAUUAAUACAACAUUCCUAAUUAAACAGAGAAUUCAAAAUGCUGAUAAAUGCAAUGGAUAUAAGGAACGUUGGAAGGCAUUUAUUCAUUGCUCAAAACUUAAACAACAUCUGAGAAUUCGUAAUGGUGAAAAAUGCUAUGAAUGUAAAGAAUGUGGAAAGGCCUUUAAUUAUGGCUCAGAACUUACUCUGCAUCAAAGGAUUCACACUGGCGAGAAACCUUAUGAAUGUAAGGAGUGUGGGAAGGCCUUUAAACAACGAUCACAACUUACUCAACAUCAGAGACUUCAUACUGGUGAAAAACCCUAUGAAUGUAAGCAAUGUGGAAAAGCUUUUAUUCGUGGCUUUCAACUUACUGAACAUUUGCGACUCCAUAGUGGUGAGAAACCCUAUAAAUGCAAAGAAUGUGGAAAGGCUUUCAGGCAUCGAUCACAUCUUACCAUACAUCAAAGAAUACAUACUGGUGAGAAACCAUAUGAAUGUGGGGAAUGUGGAAAGGCCUUUAGCUAUCACUCAAGCUUCUCUCACCAUCAGAAAAUUCAUUCUGGCCAGAAACCUUAUGAAUGUGAUGAAUGUGGAAAGGCUUUUUGUGAUGGCUUACAAUUUACCCUACAUCAGAGAGUUCAUUCUGGUGAGAAACCCUAUGAGUGUAAGGAAUGUGGAAAGACUUUUAGACAGUGUUCACACCUCAAGAGACACCAGAGAAUUCAUACUGGUGAGAAACCUCAUGAAUGUAUGAUAUGUGGUAAGGCCUUUAGACUUCAUUCACACCUUACUCAGCAUCAGAGAAUUCAUACUGGUGAGAAGCCCUAUGAAUGUAAGGAAUGUGGGAAAGCCUUUAGCUAUCAUUCAAGCUUCUCACAUCAUCAAAGAAUUCAUUCUGGAAAGAAACCUUAUGAAUGUAGAAAGACCUUUAAUCAUGGCUUACAACUUAAUUUACAUCAGACACUUCAUACCAAUGAGAAGCCAGUAAGGUUUUCUCUCCUCCCUCCCCAUCCUAGCCUUGCAUCUUAAAAUUAUUGGGGGGGGGGUGGCACCUGUGGCUCGGUGAGUAGGGCACCAGCCCCAUAUACCGAGGGUAGCGGGUUCAAACCCGGCCCCAGCCAAACUGCAACAAAAAAAUCGCCGGGCUUUGUGGUGGGCGCCUGUAGUCUCAGCUACUUGGGAGGCUGAGGCAAGAGAAUCGCCUAAGCCCAGGAGUUGGAGGUUGCUGAGAGGUGUGUGACGCCACGGCACUCUACCAGCAGUCUACCGAGGGCGACAAAGUGAGACUCUGCCUCUAAAAAAAAAAAAUUAUUGUGGGGGAUAUACAUUGUCUCUGUUUCCUUUGGAGAAAAGGUAAUGAAAUUGUAUUUCAUUAGUAUUGAUUUGUAUCAGUAAUCCUUGAAAAUUAAAUGUUCUAUUUCAAGUGGGAAAAUGGAAAACUAAAGGUUAAACUUUACUCUGACCUUAAUGUUUCUGAGUUACUGUAUUAACCACUGUUGGGAAUGAAUUAUCUGAAAUUAUAUAACAUGUUUUCACUGAAACCAGUGAAGUAUAGCAGGAAUAAAAUGAAAAUAGUC
This is a messenger RNA of Nycticebus coucang (slow loris), 3490 nucleotides long. It is a transcript of the gene ZNF461, whose product is annotated as zinc finger protein 461. Gene Ontology annotation, biological process: negative regulation of transcription by RNA polymerase II. The coding region runs from base 1635 to 2942 and encodes 435 amino acids. Gene Ontology annotation, molecular function: RNA polymerase II cis-regulatory region sequence-specific DNA binding; DNA-binding transcription repressor activity, RNA polymerase II-specific. The record is from RefSeq and is a predicted model, not a curated record. NCBI's taxonomy places the organism in Eukaryota, Metazoa, Chordata, Mammalia, Primates, Lorisidae. The transcript has 3 exons.